AAGAGUACAGGGAUGCUAUAUCACAAACACCACUGAUACCAGACAUGAAUACUAUUAGUACCGUAACCAGUAAAGUCGUGAGACCCGUCGUCAAAUACACACAGGAGACAUUAACACGGGGUCUACAGUCAAUGGCGCAUCACAAUGGCCAUAUACCGUCCGCCACAGGGACCCCACCACCCUCUGCUGGCAUGUUGAGGGCGUGGCAAACGUUACAGGAGGAUAGCUGGGUCACCACCCAACGUCAUUUGAGACCCCAACCCACGGAAACAUUCAAUACGAUGUCGGCGGAGAGAAGUAUACUAGGAUCACGGAAUCUCGGCCUUUUCGAGAAAAGUUCUAAUUCUGAGGAUUUGCAAUCCAGUGUUCGAACAUUGCUGAAAGGAUUCAAAUUUGAUUGAAGGUGCUGUGGUAUCCUCCCCAGAAUUCCUCAGUAAUCUUCCUAGGAUUCCAUAAUGAUCUUCCGGAGAUUUCGGAAUAAUCUUUCCAGGAUUCCACAUUGGUUUCCCAGGGAUGUCGCGAUGAUUUUUACAGGAUUCCUCAUUGAUAUUAAAGGGAUUCCAAAAUGACCUUCCUAGGAUUCCACAAUUGUGGGAUCAAACUGGAAUCCCUCAUUGAUCUUCCGUGAAUUUCCCAGGAUUCCCUAGUGCAAGCACUUGGACUCUGAAAUAAUACAAUAUAUGAGGAUUGACAGUGUUAUUGUUAAGAUAUCAAUGAUUCUUUGAAUUCAAUGAGUUCUUGUUUAGGAUGUAUAAACUUGAUUUAUAUUUGGUAUGAAUGAAAAGAAUUCUUUAGUGUUGAGAGUAAUUUAUUUCAAGCUGUGUAUUGCAUGAUUGAUGUUGAUAUGUGUGGUUAUUUUUGUAUCCGUAGUGGAUAGAUUGUAUUUAUAUAUGAUAAUUGCUAUUAUUACAUUAUACCCAACCGAUAACUUUAUAAUGUAGAUGUAUAGAAAGUUGUAUUAACAGGAAAUAACUUGAAAUGGAAUCGGAAACUUUAAUUUCAUAUACGGAUCAGUAGAUUCCCAAGGUUGUGAUGGUUACGUCAGGUCGUUAUGGAGAUAGGAGUUAACAACAUGGCGGUUGUGAUGGUUACGCCAGGUCGUUAUGGAGAUAGGAGUUAACAACAUGGCGGUUGUGAUGGUUACGCCAGGUCGUUAUGGAGAUAGGAGUUAACAACAUUGCGGUUGUGGCAUUGUGUUAUGUUUGGUUUGUUAAUAGAAACGAAAGUGACUUCAAAUAAAAUUGUAAAUGAAAUGUGAUAAAUACAA
Molecule: messenger RNA, 1267 nt
Organism: Pecten maximus
Lineage: Eukaryota; Metazoa; Mollusca; Bivalvia; Pectinida; Pectinidae
Exons: 3
Coding region: 45-401 (118 amino acids)
Source: RefSeq, a predicted model, not a curated record